CGACGCGGGACCGGCCAUGGCGUUGAAAGCCAGAGCGCUUUACAACUUCCAGAGCGAAAACAAAGAGGAGAUCAGCAUCCAGGAGAACGAGGAGCUCGUCAUCUUCAGUGAGAACUCCCUGGACGGGUGGUUGCAGGGCCAAAACAGCCGCGGGGAGACCGGCCUCUUCCCUGCUUCCUACGUCGAGAUCCUCCGCUCCCGGUCGGGCUCCAACUACACGGACUACUCCAGCAGCCCGGCCGGCUCCCCCGGGCACGACUCCUCCUUCUACUCAGCAUCCCCCAAUCCCGGCAUCUCCUACCAGGGCAGUUUUGAGGACGACGAUGAUGAUGAUUGGGAUGACUGGGACGAUGCGUGCACGGUGGUGGAGGAGCCCCGGAGUGCCCCGGGUACCAACGGGCACCCCUCACCCAAUCUGCAGUACCCGGCGGCCUAUGGCCACCACCAGCAUGCCGGUUACCGGCCCAAGCCGGCGCUGGAGAGGCAGGAUAGCAUGAGCUCCUCCAAGAGGGGCAGUGUGGUAGGGAGGAACCUCAACCGCUUCUCCUGCUUCGUCCGCUCAGGUGUGGAAGCCUUCAUCUUGGGCGACGUGCCCCUGAUGUCCAAGAUCUCUGAGACAUACUGCAUCGAGAUGGGCUCCAGAGGCCCCCAGUGGAGGGCGAACCCCCACCCCUUCAUCUGCUCCGUGGAGGACCCCACCAAGCAAACCAAGUUCAAGGGCAUCAAGAGCUACAUCUCCUACAAGCUGACCCCCAGCAACAUCAACUCGCCCGUGUACCGGCGGUACAAGCACUUCGACUGGCUCUACAACCGCCUCCUGCACAAGUUCACAGUGAUCUCGGUGCCCCACCUGCCCGAGAAACAGGCCACCGGCCGCUUCGAGGAGGACUUCAUUGAGAAGCGCAAGCGGCGACUGAUCCUCUGGAUGGACCACAUGACCAGCCACCCUGUGCUCUCCCAGUACGAGGGCUUCCAGCACUUCCUCUGCUGCCGCGACGAGAAGCAGUGGAAGCUGGGCAAGCGCCGGGCGGAAAAGGAUGAGAUGGUGGGUGCCAGCUUCCUCCUCACCAUCCAGAUUCCCACGGAGCACCAGGACCUGCAGGACGUGGAGGACCGCGUGGACGCCUUCAAGGCCUUCAGCAAGAAGAUGGACGACAGCGUCCUGCAGCUGACCAACGUGGCCUUGGAGCUGGUGCGCAAGCACGUGGGGGGCUUCCGGAAGGAGUUCCAGAAGCUGGGCAAUGCCUUCCAAGCCAUCAGCCACUCCUUCCACAUGGACCCUCCCUACAGCUUGGAUGCCCUCAACAACGCCAUCUCCCACACAGGCAAGACAUACGAGACCGUGGGGGAGAUGUUUGCUGAGCAGCCCAAGAAUGACCUGUUCCUCAUGCUGGACACGCUUUCCUUGUACCAAGGGCUCCUCUCCAACUUCCCGGACAUCAUCCACCUCCAGAAAGGCGCCUUCGCGAAGGUGAAGGAGAGCCAGCGGAUGAGCGACGAGGGCAGGAUGGACCAGGAGGAGGCUGACGGGAUCCGCAAGCGCUGCCGCGUGGUGGGCUUUGCCCUGCAGGCCGAGAUGAACCACUUCCACGAGCGCCGCGUGGCUGACUUCAAGAGGAUGAUGCAGUCCUACCUAAGACAGCAGAUCGUCUUCUACCAGCGCGUCAGCCAGCAGCUGGAGAAGACACUGCGCAUGUACGACAACCUCUAACGCCUCCACUCGCUCUGCCCGCAGCCUUCCAUGCCUCCUCUGUCUGUGACAGACUCAGAACUAACAGGAACUCAUCACGCUAGAGACCAAAUAACUUUGGGCUUUCCUCCCCCUUCCCGGGCCUGUGGGGAAGGGCUCGCCCGUGGGUUGGCCCUGCCACCUCUUUCCCUGGGGACCUCCCGCCCUGCCGUGGGUCCGGUGGGGGCACGGGAGGCUCACAAGAGGGACAGAUGUGGAGGUUAAUGGCGCUGGGGUCUCUGCCCAGUGAUUUUUAGCUUUCUGAAAACCCACUCUCCUGGAGCGGAGGCAGGUGCAUCCCGGCCCGCUGGGAGAAGAAAUCCAAGCGGUCAACAUUUUGCACACUAAAAGCUUUUCUGAUGGAAAAAAGAGAAGAAAAACAGAUCUUUAUUUGGAAGAGAUUUUUUUUGUUUGUUUGUCAUGAGAUAUUUUCAAUAUUUUCCAUUUUUCUGCAGCAUUUUUACUGAUCAGUUUUUAACUAGAUGCACAGAGGCGAAGGGAAAUCUCUUUCUCGAGCAUGGCUGCUGACUGGGAAAAGGGAGAAAAAAAAAAAAGGGAAAAAAAAAAAAGCCCCACAGCCUUUUCAAUAAAAUUGUUGGUAGAAAAACACCUACCUGCUUCCCAGA
Myiozetetes cayanensis is the source of this 2355-nucleotide messenger RNA. RefSeq names its product sorting nexin 33 (gene SNX33). Gene Ontology annotation, molecular function: protein binding; phosphatidylinositol binding. Gene Ontology annotation, cellular component: cytoplasmic vesicle; plasma membrane. Lineage: Eukaryota; Metazoa; Chordata; Aves; Passeriformes; Tyrannidae. The transcript is spliced from 2 exons. Gene Ontology annotation, biological process: endocytosis; plasma membrane tubulation; mitotic cytokinesis. Bases 17 to 1711 code for a protein of 564 amino acids. The record is from RefSeq and is a predicted model, not a curated record.